AUGCUGACUGUUAUCCAGGGCCAGGAUAAUUCUCCUGCCUCCUUCGAGAAGACUCUCUCCACGCUGUCCUCGAAGAUCGCCCAAGCUACCACUCGACUUGAUCAGCAGCGCCAAACUUCCCGUCGCUUUAAAGCUCUGUGGACGCUAUAUUCCACCUUUGCAUAUCUAUUCUACUCUAUUAUACUUGCACUUGUGGUAGGAUGGGAGACAUGGGGUGUCAAGGAAUACGCUGCCAUCGCCGGCGGCCCGGUUCUGAUCUAUGCCGUACGAAACAUUGGAUCUCGUCUAUUUGAAUACCGCAUUUCCCGAACCCAACGUGGGGUUGAUGACCUGCAGAAACAACGCGACGAGACCAUUGAGAAGCUCAAAACCGCCACCAAAUAUAAUUCCACCCAGCAGCUCCUCGAGAAAUAUGGGGGCGAGUCGCCGAAGCCAUCUCCAGCUUCCAAGGGGACCUCGGAGAAGCCCAAGCCUGUCACUCCCCAGCAACCUCGCGGGCUACCUCCCCCACCAACCGCCAACAUCCGCCGUCCUUCUUCUCAUCAGCCCCAGCAACCCCAGCCUGGAGAUGGGACAAAUCAGACUCCCCACCAGCAACACAUUUAUCCCAAUGCUCCUCCUUCGCCUCCGUCUCACCAGCCACAACCUCAAGACCAGCCUGACUUCGCGCCUAACGCCUUCCCUGGCCAGCAAGGUCCAUACAUCGAACAACCACACUGGUAUGACCGUCUUCUAGACGUCCUGCUCGGCGAAGAUGAGAUGCAACCGCGCAACCGUAUGGCCAUGAUCUGCGCCUCGUGUCGACUCGUCAACGGCCAAGCCCCACCCGGUAUCAAGACUCCCGAGGAACUCGGUCGCUGGCGCUGUGGUAGCUGCGGGAAUUGGAACGGUGUUGAGAGCGAGACAACAAAGAUUUUGUCAAGCCUGAGAGAGACUGUGGAUGCGGAGGGGACUAUCGACCAGACGAACACCGGGGUGUCCACCACGGAGGAAUUCGCAGACGAAGACGAUGCCUUUGUUUCUCGUGAAGAACAGAAUACUCCCUCGCAGGACUCGGACGAUUCCGAGGAGACUCAGCACAUGUCCGAGGAAAAUUCUCAGGUUCAGCCCGUUCGACGUUCGAAACGGACAGGAGCGAAGAAGUAA
Molecule: messenger RNA, 1146 nt
Organism: Penicillium maclennaniae
Lineage: Eukaryota; Fungi; Ascomycota; Eurotiomycetes; Eurotiales; Aspergillaceae
Exons: 3
Coding region: 1-1146 (381 amino acids)
Biological process (GO): endoplasmic reticulum tubular network organization
Cellular component (GO): endoplasmic reticulum tubular network
Source: RefSeq, a predicted model, not a curated record